AUGUCUUUUGACGAGCCUGCAAGAGCACCGGCCUCAGAGGAGACGCCUCUGCUCCAUGAUGCUGACCCCGCCCACGCGGAUGAGACAAGCGGGCAAGAACCGCUGACCGAGGAGCGCUCUACCAAAGAGCUCAUUUUGAUACUCGGCAGUAUUUGGCUGGGUGUAUUCCUUGCUGCGCUCGAUACGACCAUUGUCGCGACAUUGUCGGCACCUAUCUCCUCCUCGUUCAACUCGUUCUCGUUGCUCUCUUGGCUGGCUACAUCCUACCUGAUAUCAAAUGCCGCGUGCCAGCCUCUGAGCGGCCGAUUGACCGAUAUUUACUCGCGUCGCUGGGGUCUGGUCUUUUCCAACGUCUUCUUCGCCUUGGGAAACUUGAUUUGCGGUUUGGCCCAAACGCAAUGGGCGAUUAUCCUAGGACGCGUCGUCGCGGGUGUCGGUGGAGGUGGCUUAACUGCUAUCUCGACUUUUGUUACCUCGGAUUUGAUUCCGCUGCGUAAAAGAGGCGUCUGGCAGGGUAUUGGCAACAUCUGCUACGGGGCUGGCAUGGGUCUUGGCGGGGUAUUCGGUGGGUGGAUUAAUGACACGCUGGGGUGGCGAUGGGCCUUUUUGAUCCAGAUUCCUUUCUUGGUGGUCUCGUGCAUUUUGGUCAUCUUCACGGUGAACAUUCCCGUGAAAGAUACGGAUAAGGCGCGCAUCAAACGCGUUGACUUCCUCGGAGCAAUUACCUUGGUUGUUACUCUGGUUACACUGCUGUUGGGUCUCAACACUGGUGGAAACCAAGUGCCAUGGACUCACCCGAUUGUUCUGGUCUCGUUGCCGCUGUCGGCAGUUUUCCUGGGUGUCUUCAUCUAUGUGGAGGCCUACAUCGCGACCGAGCCUGUGAUUCCGGUGAAACUACUCCUGGACCGGACGGUGGCAUCUGCCUGUCUGACCAAUUGGUUUACGACCAUGGCAGUCUUCGGUUUACUUUUUUACCUCCCAGUCUACUUCCAGGUCCAAGGCCUCUCGGCUACUGCGGCUGGAGCUCGCCUGAUCCCACAAGCCAUUGGAACUUCAAUUGGGUCGCUCGGCAGUGGUUUCAUUAUGCGAGGCACGGGACGCUAUAAGGUCCUCAACUAUGCAGUCAUGGCCCUGCAGGUACUCUCGGCAGGCUUGAUCUGUACCCUGAAGUUGGAUACGCCGGUGUGGCUGCCAUUCGUCUACUUCUUCUUGGGCGGUGUCGCGUACGGAAGCAUGUUGACUAUCACCUUGGUGGCACUGAUCUCAGCUGUGGAUCACCAGCAUCAUGCCGUUGUGACCUCGGCCUCCUACGCCUUCCGCAGUACUGGAAGUACCAUUGGUAUCACUGUUGCUUCGGCCGUGUUCCAGAACACCCUCAAGACUGGAUUGUGGGCCCGAUUUGGCGAGCGCGAACAUGCGUCAGAGAUCAUCUCCCGGCUGCGUGAUAGCUUGGAUGAGAUCCGCAAGCUGCCUCAAGACUGGAUCCCUGGUGUCUUGGAUUCAUAUAUGGAUUCCUUGCGAGCAGUGUUUGUGACGUUGCUUGGAUUGACCAUCUUGGGAGCCGCAGUUAGUAUUGCGAUGCGGGAGCAUAAGCUACACAAUAACCUCUCUCGUCGGUGA
This is a messenger RNA of Penicillium cataractarum, 1620 nucleotides long. RefSeq lists its product as uncharacterized. NCBI's taxonomy places the organism in Eukaryota, Fungi, Ascomycota, Eurotiomycetes, Eurotiales, Aspergillaceae. Gene Ontology annotation, biological process: transmembrane transport; basic amino acid transport. Gene Ontology annotation, molecular function: basic amino acid transmembrane transporter activity. The record is from RefSeq and is a predicted model, not a curated record. Bases 1 to 1620 code for a protein of 539 amino acids. Gene Ontology annotation, cellular component: fungal-type vacuole membrane. The transcript has 2 exons.